Schistocerca americana (American grasshopper) is the source of this 1685-nucleotide messenger RNA. It is a transcript of the gene Pnn, whose product is annotated as pinin. Lineage: Eukaryota; Metazoa; Arthropoda; Insecta; Orthoptera; Acrididae. The record is from RefSeq and is a predicted model, not a curated record. The transcript is spliced from 10 exons. Gene Ontology annotation, cellular component: catalytic step 2 spliceosome. The coding region runs from base 94 to 1512 and encodes 472 amino acids.
UUGGGUUUCUGUGUCCUCAUGUUUUGUAAUAUGCUGUAUAAAAGUAUAAACUCGUAAGCGGAGUGUUUGUUGACAUUGUCGAAGUAAAUGUGAAUGCUUCACUACAAAACAUUAGAAAAGUUUGUUCUUUUCAUCUUCGAGACGCCGAAAAUGACGACUGAAAUAAUGAAAUCUUUUGGUGCACUCCAAGCAGAACUGGAGAAAGCGAAAGAUAGUUUGAAGGGUGUGGAUGAGCAUAUAAAGAAACUGAUUGGUAGAGACCCAGCCGAACCUCCUCUUCGCCCUGGUGUGAAGAGACCUGCAGGACAACAGGAAGAAUUCCGGGGCAGAGGCAGAGGUUAUGCCCUAAACAGAGGACGCCGGGAUCCAGGUGCAAGACCAGAAGAGGAUGAGUCACCAGCGGUGAAGAAGAGGCCAGGAGAUCCAAGGACUGUAUUUAGCAGGUUGUCUGGGCCACCAAGGGCCAAACGAGGUGACACCCCUGAUGAUGAUGAUCUCCCUAACAAGCCUCUCAUAUCUUCUCGGGUAAUUGCUACACCUAAAGAGUUACCUUCUCGACAGGAAGCUAUGGCUGCCCAGAACACUGAUGAGUUGAGCAAAGCAAGAAAUAGGAGAAUGUUUGGUGCCUUACUUGGGACUCUGCAAAAAUUUCGACAAGAAGAAACUAGAAUGCGUGACAAAGAAGAGAAAAGAGCAAAGGUAGAGAAAAAACUUGAAGAAAAUGCAAAGCGUGAGAAAGAGGAGUUGAAAAAGGAGCGACAAGAACUCUUCCUGGAAAGAAAAAGAAAACAAGCGGAGAUAAGAAAAAUAGAAUUAAAAAUGCUUAGGAUUAAAGAGCAAGAUGAAUGGGAAAGUAAACAUAGACAUCUUCUAAAUUUUAUCCAAACAAAGGCAAAACCUCACAUUUUCUACCUUCCAAGUACACACAAUACGAAAACAGAAGAGAGGCUUGUAGCUAGCCAGAAGUUGGUUGCAACAGAAAUGAUUGAGAAGAAAAGGGAGGAAGUGCGGUUGGAACUGGAAGCAAUUGAGAAGCGUGGGAGGUGGAGGCAGGGCUUAGGGGAUCAAGAGGGAGGGUUAGCCCAAGAGGCAAGUGAUGAUGAGCAAAUGGAUAGCCUUGAAGUAGGAGAUAAGGAAAACCGUUUGCAGAGUGUGGGUGGUGAAAUGAAUGUUAGUAUAAUUGAGAGUGUGGUCAAGGUACCAGGAUCAGGUAAGGAAGGGGAACAUUACCGUAAGAGUAAAGAUAAUGAAAAGUUAGGCUCAAGGGACUCAAAAUCUAAAAAGGUAGAUAUACAGUACAAAAAAGAAGGUGGGAGGGAAGAAAGGGAGGAGCCUAUGGAUGCUGAGUCUGAGCAUGAGCAGGAUGAUCAAGAUGAUCAAGAUGAUCAAGAUGAUCAGGAUGAUGAGGAAUCAAAUGAAAUUAGUGGGGAAGUUGAGGAAGGUGAAGUAGAAAUAAGGACAGUUAUAAAAAGAGAAAAAUCAGUGGAGGAAAAUAGUACAACAAAUGAGUAAAAUAUUCGUGUUUGUGCAGAAAAAUUUAAGGCUGAUUUCUCAAAGCUAUUGAGGAAAGACACCAGUCCAAAAUUGCAGUCAGGGCAGCUGCGAGAUGUAUUAAUAAAGAUGGGUUGUACAAAUUUCUUUUGAUAGUUUUGUAUUAUGUAUAAAUUGACAAAUUUGUGGAUUUU